AAAAUUCAGGAGUGAGCAGGAAGUGAAGAGUGGAGGAAGUGAAUCCAGAAAUUUUUUCUAGAAAUAAUGAAAGAAAGAAAACUAUAAAAAUAUACAAGCUCUCAAACUACAAGAGAACAUACAGGCCAUCGUCUAGUCCCUUCAUUUUACAGAGGAGGCGAUUGAGGUCCAGACAGGUUAACCAAUACCUUUAUUCAACCUGGUUAGCAACAGAGCUCAGACAGAAAACCAGUAAAAAUAGAACGUUAACUCAGGAGGGAUGGGGAUCAGAGAAGAGUCCAUUUAAUUCUUCAAUUUUCAUUUAAGACCUGGCUACCUUCCUCUCUGGUGCCCUGAGCCCAGGGUCUUGAAAGUAUUUUCAGUAUAUCUGAAAGAAAGGUUAUAUUAUCCAUAGAAAACCAUAUAUAUGAUACCUCACUUGCUGGGAGGGAAGAUGCAGUGUUGUUGGUUAAUCAAGAGAAAGAGAAAUUUGUCUAUCGUACUUUUUUAUUCUUAUAGGAAUUUUAUACUUCUGAAGCUUGGAGACAGGAAGACUUACUCAUGCUAAAUUUGAAAUGCAUCACUAUAAUAACCUUGAUAAUACUCCUCCCUGUCUCAUUUUGGAGAUAACAUAUAACCCCAAGGUAACUAUCCACCUACAGAAAUGGACACAGUAGGGUAAAGACAUUCAUUAAAAAAAACAAAAAACACCCAAUUAUGAAUAAUUCAUGAUGAGCUGGCAAGCACCGUUUUGCUCUGGGUAGCAAGGUUCAUCAAGAAACACCCCGAUAACGUGUAUAUAAAGACAAACUGAACCCUUUGAGCAGGGCAUUCACCGUCAGAGCUUCUUUCGGGGCACAAGCGCUCCAGUCUGGACAGCAUGUCUGUGCGCUUUUCUUCGGCAUCCAGGCGCCUGGGCUCCUGCGCGGGCGUGGGCUCUGUGCGGCUGUCUAGCGCGGGAGCUGGCUUCGGGGCUGCAAACGCAUGCGGUGUGCCUGGCAUUGGAAGCGGCUUCUCUUGCACCUUUGGGGGCAACUCAUCUGCAGGAGGCUAUGGCGCAGGGCUGGGCGGGGGCAAUGCUUCCUGUGCUGCCUUCAUUGGGAAUGAACACGGCCUCCUCUCGGGCAAUGAGAAAGUGACCAUGCAGAACCUCAACGACCGCCUGGCCUCCUACCUGGAGAAUGUGCGAGCCCUAGAGGAGGCCAAUGCGGACUUGGAGCAGAAGAUCAAAGGGUGGUAUGAGAAAUUUGGGCCUGGCUCUUGCCGCGGCCUUGAUCAUGAUUACAGCAGGUACUUCCCAAUAAUUGAUGACCUUAAGAACCAGAUAAUUUCUGCAACUACAAGUAAUGCCAGUGUUGUCCUGCAAAAUGAUAACGCAAGACUAACAGCUGAUGACUUUAAGCUAAAAUUUGAAAAUGAGCAGGCCCUUCACCAGAGCGUGGACGCAGACGUCAGCAGCCUGCGCAGGGUCCUGGAUGAGCUGACCCUGUGCAGAACCGACCUAGAGAUCCAGUUGGAGAACCUGAGCGAGGAGCUGGCGUACCUCAAAAAGAAUCAUGAGGAGGAGAUGAAGGCCCUGCAGUGCGCGGCCGGCGGCAAUGUGAGCGUGGAGAUGAACGCGGCGCCCGGGGUGGACCUCACGGUGCUGCUCAACAACAUGCGGGCCGAGUACGAGGACCUGGCCGAGCAGAACCGCCGGGACGCCGAGGCCUGGUUCAACGAGAAGAGCGCCUCGCUGCAGCAGCAGAUCUCUGACGAUGCUGGCGCCACCACCUCGGCUCGGAAUGAACUGACUGAGAUGAAACGCACUCUACAAACCCUGGAGAUUGAGCUUCAGUCCCUCUUAGCAAUGAAACACUCCCUGGAGUGCUCCCUGUCCGAGACCGAAGGCAACUACUGCGCACAGCUUGCCCAGAUCCAGGCUCAGAUCGGGGCCCUGGAGGAGCAGCUGCACCAGGUCAGAACCGAGACCGAGGGCCAGAAGCUGGAAUACGAGCAGCUCCUGGACAUCAAGGUCCACCUGGAAAAAGAAAUCGAGACCUACUGCCGCCUGAUAGAUGGAGAGGAUGGCUCUUGUGUGAAAUCAAAGGGCUACAAAGGAUCAGGAAAUCCAGUAAAAGAUUCAUCUAAAGGCACCGUGGUUAAAACAAUUGUUGAAGAAAUAGAUCCUCGUGGCAAAGUUCUCUCAUCCAGAGUUCACACCAUGGAAGAGAAAUCCACCAAAGUCAACAACGUGAAGAGUGAACAGAGGGUGCCUUCCUGAGCCCCAAAAGAAUGGCCUUAAAGUAAAAUAUCAAAUUGAAGCUACAUCUUAUUUUUCUGCUUUUCUUCUAGUGAAUUAAGACAAACUAUUUUUAGAAUAGUAAUCUUUCUUUGGUUUUCUCUAUGGUGGUGUUUCAAUAAAAGUUUUUCCUGUUGCAAGUCAUUUUCACUGGUUCUGGUCAAUCUUUGCAUUGUAAACAUAACCCCUAAUUGGAACUGAAUUUUGUUUUUAAUUUCUUCUGUUUAAUUCAAUGGCUUUCACAAGUUAGGAGUAAAUUUAACAGGUAAACUAGUUGGAGCCUUUUUCACAUUUCUGUAAAAUUUUAAAUUCUAUAAAUACUUAUUAAGCACACACUAAGUGCUGGUAAUGAGAAUGAAACAGUUAACAAAAAUCUAAUCCCUCAGUGCAACAUGCUUAUAGAAGUGGAAAUAAGGAACUGCCAAAUCAGAAAUAUCCUAAAAAUGAAGAAAACGAUGUGAGGUAGGAGGGGAAAGAGAGAGAUGUGAAGACUAGAUAAGGCAAGUGGUCAAUUCCACAAUGUUAGGCCACAAAACAAGUCUUAACAAAUUUAAGAAGGCUGAUACCAUAACAAGUAUCUUUUUUGACCACAAUAGUAUGAAACUAGAAAUCAAUAAUAGGAGGAAAAUUGGAAAAUUCAGAAAUACAUAGAAAUUUACCAGCACAUUCCUGAGCAACUAACGGGUCAAAGAAAUCAAAAGGGAAAUAGAAAAAUACAUUGAG
Miniopterus natalensis is the source of this 2983-nucleotide messenger RNA. RefSeq names its product keratin, type I cytoskeletal 27. Gene Ontology annotation, cellular component: cytoskeleton. Gene Ontology annotation, molecular function: structural molecule activity. Lineage: Eukaryota; Metazoa; Chordata; Mammalia; Chiroptera; Miniopteridae. Gene Ontology annotation, biological process: epithelial cell differentiation; intermediate filament organization; hair follicle morphogenesis. The record is from RefSeq and is a predicted model, not a curated record.